Acanthochromis polyacanthus (spiny chromis) is the source of this 1407-nucleotide messenger RNA. RefSeq names its product glutathione S-transferase A-like. The coding region runs from base 83 to 754 and encodes 223 amino acids. The record is from RefSeq and is a predicted model, not a curated record. The transcript has 6 exons. Lineage: Eukaryota; Metazoa; Chordata; Actinopteri; Pomacentridae.
CGUAUCAGCUCCACUCCUCACUUUGUUUACCAGCUAUAACGUCUUCUAUUGUCUGUCAGCUGUUGUCCUUCACUCUGAAACCAUGGCCAAGGACAUGACUCUGUUGUGGGGCAACGGCUCUCCUCCCUGUUGGAGGGUGAUGAUCAUGCUGGAGGAGAAGCAGCUGCAGGGCUACAACCAAAAACUGCUCUCCUUUGAGAAAAAGGAAGAGAAAUCUCAGGAAGUCCUGGACAUGAACCCCAGAGGUCAGCUUCCUUCCUUCAAAUGUGGGAAACAUAUCCUGAAUGAGUCCUACGCCGCCUGCUUUUUUCUGGAGAACCAGUACAAGUCUCAGGGAACCAAACUGAUCCCUGACUCUCCCGAUGUACAAGCAGUGAUGUACCAGCGCAUGUUUGAGGCUUUCACACUCGGCCAGAAAAUGACGGAUGUUAUCUACUACAACUUCUUGGUCCCAGAGGGGGAGAGACACGACUCUGCUGUUCAGAGAAACAGGGAGGCUUUGAGAGCUGAGCUCAAGCUGUGGGAGGGAUACCUGAAUAAAACGGACUGUUGCUUGGCUGGGAAAGAAUUCACACUGGCUGAUGUGCUUGUUUUUCCAGACGUGGCUUAUCUAUUCUAUUGUGGAUUAAGUACUGAGCGUUACCCUGCACUGGCAAAAUACUACAACUCUCUGAAGGACAGACCCAGCAUCAAAGCCUCCUGGCCUCCUUACUGGUUUAGUGUCAUUGACAAGGAAGUGCUGAAAACCGUCUGAGAUCUAAAUCCUCCUCAGUGGACACACUAACUGUUUCUGUUGUGAUUUGUUAUGUAACCACUCCUUGCAUUGCACAAUUUUUUUUUUACAAAUUACAUUUUGCUUCUGCUAUGAAGAGCAAUUUUCUACCAUAAUUUAAUGGUGAUUUUUAAAUGCAAAUGAUUCUUAUUGUGUUGCGAACAAAAGCAAUAAAAAAGAGAAUUUCAAUUUGACUGCUUAUUAAUCCCAGUUCAUUACAACAAAAAGAAGAAGAUAUUGCAGAGAACACUAUGUAAAGAUGAUGUUUUGUAUUUUUCAAGGAGACUACAUACAAGAUGAUGAAGUUUGAUAGCAUGUGUUUUUCUGGGGUACGUGUUUUCUCUGGCCUCUAAGAAUGUAAGGGAGAAUGAAAACCCUAUGUUAAAUGUUUAUUCUAUCUGGGCAAGGUCCAGUAAGUCUCGAGACUUGAAACCCCCUCUCUAUGUGUUUUAAUGUAAACCAUAUGUAGGUGGGUCCACACGACCUAUAUAAUCUUACUCAGAAGAACAUCCAUUGUCCAUUUACCGCAUGAUGUCUGGAUCACGAGCUCGUCUGUAUUCAAGUACCCUUAACUUGAUCUACCUGUGUCAUCUCUUCAUUGAGGAGCAUCCACAAUAAAAUCAUCAUCAUUUCAA